This is a messenger RNA of Metschnikowia bicuspidata var. bicuspidata NRRL YB-4993, 630 nucleotides long. RefSeq lists its product as uncharacterized. The record is from RefSeq and is a predicted model, not a curated record. NCBI's taxonomy places the organism in Eukaryota, Fungi, Ascomycota, Pichiomycetes, Serinales, Metschnikowiaceae. The annotation marks the transcript as partial. The transcript has a single exon.
AUGAGGUCAUCAGCACCAGCCAAAAUACAGAUGCUUCCCAUAUUUCUUUUUUUGGCGUCGACUCUCGCGGUAACUUCUGGCUGCACACCGGCGACAAUUGGCACUACCGGUUUUCUCGCCCGGUUUUAUAGCUACGGACUCCGAGAUGAUUCAGGUUGGGACGCAGACUUUUUCAGGUCGGGAUACAAGACCACGCUUUUGCAAACUGUUGCUGGAGUCACUGAGAGCAAUUUCCAAUUCUCGGACCAGCCUGAUCGCGUCGUGAUCCACAACUCCAUUUAUGGGUUCGACACGACCAUCUCUAAUUUCUCGCUUGAGUUAAGCGCGUUUUUCUUAGCCCCGGAUACAGGUACCUAUACAUUCAGAUUAGCCGCAGACAAUGGCGCAUCUUUGCAGUUUGGUUCUGGCCAAGCGUGCUGCAAUGAUGCUUCUGGAAGUGUAACAGGUGAUUUUAGUAUCGAUACGUUAGGGCCUGCUGGUGGGGGAGGCGCCACUGACGUGAAUGUGGAGACCGCCUCUUUCAAUCUCACAGCAGGAGUUUAUUACCCGAUCAAAAUUGUAAUGUUCAACUGGCAGGGAAAUGGCGGCCUUGAUUUGAAGAUGACAGAUUCAUCGGGUGCCACGAUCUCA